AUGGCCGACAAACUCCGCGCGCAGCAACAACUAGAGCAACUCCAAGCCCGCUAUGUCGGCACAGGGCAUGCAGACACCACAAAGUUCGAAUGGACAUCGAAUAUUCAACGGGACAGCUAUGCUAGUUAUAUUGGGCACCCCCCUCUUUUAAGUUACAUGGCAAUUGGAAUGGGUGAAUGUAGAGAGAAGGUUAGAGCGAUGAUGAUUGAGAAAAUGAUACAGCCCGUCGGGAAGCCGCCGGAAGUGCAAGAUUGA
Messenger RNA from Venustampulla echinocandica, 255 nucleotides. Its product is annotated as putative splicing factor 3B subunit 10. The record is from RefSeq and is a predicted model, not a curated record. NCBI's taxonomy places the organism in Eukaryota, Fungi, Ascomycota, Leotiomycetes, Helotiales, Pleuroascaceae. The transcript has 3 exons. Bases 1 to 255 code for a protein of 84 amino acids. Gene Ontology annotation, biological process: mRNA splicing, via spliceosome. Gene Ontology annotation, cellular component: U2 snRNP; precatalytic spliceosome.